This is a messenger RNA of Miscanthus lutarioriparius, 615 nucleotides long. NCBI's taxonomy places the organism in Eukaryota, Viridiplantae, Streptophyta, Magnoliopsida, Poales, Poaceae. The record is from the annotation of a GenBank genome assembly.
AUGUUCUAUGGGGCCAUGGUGUGGGACCCGUGGCUGAUCGUGUCGCAGAUCGUGUGCCUGCAGUGCCUCUACUACCUGUCGCUGGGCGUCGCCAUGGCGCUCCUCGUCGGCACCCGCGUCCCGCGACUCACCCUCCUCUACCUCUUCGACUUCGCCACGCUCACCCCGCGCACCCCCACGGGUUGGUGCGCCAUCGCAUCAUUCCUCCUCGCCGCCGUCGCAGGAGCUGGGUUCAUGCUUUAUGUGAUUGAGAGAGCCAAGAAGUGCCUGGACUUUGCAGCAACACUCUACAUAAUCCAUCUCUUCAUUUGCAUUGUUUAUGGUGGAUGGCCAGCUUCAAUUACGUGGUGGGUUGUUAAUAUCACUGGUUUGGCAAUCAUGGCUCUCCUGGGUGAAUACCUAUGUAUUCGGCGGGAGUUGAAAGAAAUUCCAAUAUCACGGCUUCGUGCAAGACCUGGUUUUCUUGUUUGGAUUAACUUCGUGUUCAAUUACUGGCUGCAGUAUAAUGAUAUUCCUGCUAUGGCAUUUAAGAUGUUGCUUCUUUCUUUCUCAUUUUAUGACAAACGCAGUAAUCUUCAUCAAACCAUAGACGUGCUGAAGCUUAAGUUUAACUGA